AAAUGAAGCGGUCAGUUAUUGUAGUGAUAUAUGUUUUUGUUUUACUCUUAAUAAAAUAAAAUGUCAGCAUGUCGCGGGCAGGUAAAAAAGGUUCCGCCAAGAAGCAGCAGGGACCCUCCGCCACACCUGUGAACAACACCUGGGAGGCUGGUCUAACCAAAGCACAGUUUGAGGAGGACUCAUGGCGGGCCUGUGUCUCCCUGCUGGUUGGGAGAAGUUCAGAGGAGGAAAAACUCAUCAAUCCUCUGGUUUUMGCUGUUCAGAAACCGCAACGUAAACUUUUCUCCGUAAUAUCCCGGGACAGCACACUUGCAAAGAUCUGUGAACUGUCGGAUCUCAAAGCAAAAAAGCCCAACAAUGCUCCCAUGUUUAGUGAGGUGAAAGAGUCUGCUAAGAUGCUGCUGGAUGCAGGGGAGGAGAUUCCUGUCGAUCUGAUGGCAAAACUACUGAAGUUCCAGCUGCUGCAAAUUAAAACCAGCGACCAGCAAAGGAGGGAAGCAGAGCAGCUGAAGACAGAGAAACAAAAAGAAAACGUCAGCAUUCCCACCGACAGAAAGGCCAAGAGUCCUUCAAAGAAGGGAAAGAGUCCGACUUCAGAUCUGGAAGCUCUCAAGGAGAAAAAAACAAAGCUGAAAAGCCGGGAUGAUGUUGAACCUACAUUUAUUGAUGACGAGCCGGAGGACGGUCCUCAGCACUACGUCCUGUUGGUGGGCUUCGACCAGCCGCAGCUGAUUGGGCUGCUGGACGCCAUCGGCGUGCACCUGUCCACCGUCAUCAAAGUGUGCUCGGAGCAAAGCCAAGCCUCUGCGGAGGAUCAGGAGCUGAGCAGCUGUGAGGAGACUGGACCGAGCCUGAAAGCUGCUUCAGUUUCAGACGCAGAGCUUUCUUUAAAGGCGAAGAGGCUCCGUGAGUUCUGGACAGACCUGAGACCAGUUUUAGACGGCGGUCCACCAGAAUCCAAGCUCCACGAUGUGGUCCUGCUCAGCCACACGGUCCCAGACGUCACACUGCCUAUCCAAACCAAUCGCCCUGAGGCUGAGCUGGAGCUGGGAAGCCGGAUCUUCGAGGGCGUGGCCAAUCUCAUCUACGACUGUCUGGACUGGCGCCGGCAGCAUCAACACUACCGUGACAGCGUCAAGCUCCUCACGGUGCCCUGUGUGCACAGACCGGACUCGCAGCCCGAUCAGGUUGUGCGGUCUGUUCCUCAGACUCCACGCUCUAAAAAGAAGUCUGUUAAAGAACAAGACACCAAACUGCCUCCUCCCUCUGUUAAUGUGGACAUGAGUUACUACAGCAGCCUGCUGGACCUGGUUCCCCCUGAAGCCUGCUCCGUGCCUCUGAUCCUGCACUGCAUGCUGGAGCAGGUGGGGGUUUCUACAGAGCGGUCGUCUCAAACACCCGAGGAACCCAAACUUGUCGGGGAUCCCUGGUCAGACCAGCACCUUGUUGGUUAUCUGCUCCAAAGCUUCCUGCCUCGUUUGAACACAGGAGAAGGAAAGCAGCUGAUAGACGACCUCCUGACUGAUGUCCAGGAAAAGGACAGGAAGAGGUUACUGGAGACGUAUGGAGGAGUAGAGAACCCUCAGAAGAAGCCUCAGGUCAUCAGACUCCACGAUGAGAGAGCGCUACGUUUACGAGACGCCAGAGGGAGGAGGUUUUUAUUUUCCCAGGUGGUUCAUGGUUUCGACCCAGCAGAGUUGGAGUUGUCCGUGAUGAGGUUUUCUCCGGUUUGGGAGCYGAUUGAGUCGGUAGUUGAGCAGAGGAACGGCUCCACCUGCUGGAUGGCUGUCAAACAGCAGCUGCAGCACUUCUGCACACAAGAUAAUGACUCGUGGUCGGACGUGGAGCAGCUGUUGGAUCAGAGCGUGCUGGAGGCCAUGCCGCUGAGCUCUGUGGAUCAGCAGGGUGUGUUUGUGAACGAUGCUCACGGUCAGGGAGCACUAGAAGCAGCAGCUGUCCCCUGGGACGAUCCUUUAUCCUUCGCUAAACAGCAGCUUCACAAGCUGCAGACUGACGGUCCAACUUUUCUCACCGAAAGCCCUGAUAACACUGAGCAGCUCAGUCAGGACGUGUGCAGUCAGCUGGAUCUAUCUGAGCUGCAGAGCUGCAGACGGAGGUCUUUGUUUCACUGGAACUAUGCUGAACAUCACAGUCCUGCUGUUCUUCCACAGGUCCUCGAGGCAGCCUCAGAGGAGUAUCCAUGUUUGGACACCUUUAGAGGAAGUUAUAAAAACAUCUUGUAUGUUUUUUGUCACCACCCCAUGAGUUCUGAUCGCCGGUCCAAAGAGUUCUGGAACGUGGUUCUUCACACUGAUGUCAGGUUCAGAAACUAUCUGGAGCACGUGGCUGAUUCCAUCUCAGACUGGACUAAAGAGGAGGAACUGAAAAGAAAGGCAGCGAUGUCUCCACAGGAGGAAGAUGCUGCACCCUCUGAAGUGGAGGAGGAAACUCUAGAAGCUUUCAUCAGAAAAGGUUCUCUCAAAGCCUGGACGUUGGAGCAGGAGCGGCUGAAGGAAGAAGAGGCAGCGAAAAGAUCAAAGAAAGAGAUGACGCCUCGAGCCAAGCYGCAGAAGGGCGAGGCGGCGGGCAAGGAGAAAAAUAAAACCUUGCCUUCCGACAAGAUCAGAGCAGAUACAGUUGCCAGCGACGUCCCCCCGGGGGCCAACAUUACUGUAGCCUCUACGACGAACGACAAAAAAGAGCCUCAAGUCCCCGAGGAACAUGAGGAGAGAUUCACAGGCUACAGCAUGAACGGACGGUUGAUCUGCGUGUCGGGUCGGUGCGAGAACCUUUACCCCUCAGAUGGAGGACACAUCAUCGUGGAGAAAACGGACUUUGCUGAAGGCUCCAGCCUGAUGAAAGUAGCGGUGAAGAAGGACGGACAUCGUUUCUUCACACACGUCAACCGAGUCGUCGAACAUUCAGGGCCUCCGUCUCAAACACAAGACAAGACCCUCCCUCCAAAGCAGGACUGUCKAGAGCCUGAGGCCGAGGCCAGAAAACAAGUGAAGCAGGGCUCCUUCUCUGCACUUCUUGAGAAUAAAAUCCAGCUCUCCUACAGUUCCUAUGGACCUACAGGAGAACAUACAGUGGGUCCUGAGGAAAACCAGUGUUCGUCAGGAACAGACCUGGAGUGCCCCGGGAGACAAACCCAGUCCAGUCAGGAUUCUGAAGUCCAGUCAGUUCUGCCGUCAGGUCCUUUCAACGGUCUUCAUCUGUCUGUUCCUAACGGGCUCCUGGUGCAGUUUCUGAGGGAGGAAACAGAAGGUGGCUCACCUCAGGAGAGAGGCAUUCUGGUGAAGCAGAGCUUUCAGGUCCUCCAGGACACGCCCCUCUCCAAAGAACUGUGUCGCAUCGUCACCGGUCAGGGAGCUGUGAUCCGCUACAUGAGAGACGGAUCCACAGAGGUGUUUCCAUCUAGCAUCGGGGUUCUGAAGAUCCAAAGUGACGGAAAGUGCACCUACUCCUCUGAGCCACCUGUUGCCCCCAACCCAAGUCACCAACCAGGACUUUACACCAUGAGCCACUCAGACAAAGUGGCCUGUGACGUGACCGACGACGACGGGAACCACUUCCAGGUGAUGGAAGAUGGUCAGAUUUCUGUGCUUAGUUCAAGUUCUGCCAGCAUCCGCACACACAACAAUGUAGAGGACAAGAUGUCCCACUGUCCCAGGCUGUUUCUGGUGCAUGAAGAUGGUUCAGGCACUGAGCUGUUGAGCUCUGACACGGCGGAGGAGCUGCUGGCCCGAGCCUACUCUGAUCCAAACAUAGCAGUGCUGGAGGAACCUCUACCAGACAGACAAGGUGAGUUGGCCAUCACCAUCUUAAAACCCGGCCACCGGAGCGUGUGGUCCCAGUGGUCGCUAAAGAAACAGAACCCUGACGUCACCCCGUUCAGCCUCAGGAACCGUCCCUGGAAGGACUUCCCUGCAGUGGAGAAAAAGAGCCCAGGUCCCCCGUUUGGUUCUGACACGGGGGUCGGUUUGACCCUGAGGGAGGGGUCCAGCAGUUCUGCAGCUCAGCAUCGACGUGUUCAGAGCUGCCCUGAAGUUCUGGAGAUGAGAGAACUCUACCAGCGUCGACCCUUCACCGCCCAGCUCCAGAAUACUGUCGACUCACACCUGAAGGAAUACAUCGAGAGCUUGAUGGUGAGGGAGCGGCGAUCGGACGAGGUGAAGGUCAAAGACCCUCACACCGAGCAGGAGAGUGCCCACGCCAGUGAUCUCUUCAGCCUCAUCCUGUCUUUUGCAGAGGAGGAUGAAUCAAGUUACAUGGCUGAUGCCAGGAAUUCAGUUGAUGUUGCUGGUCUGUACAGCCAAGCAGUCGGAGCGUCGGACAAACAGUCAGAUGUUUCUGAAGACACUGACAUGGAUGUUGACAGCUUGGAUGGAUCACAGCAUUCUUCUGGCAGAAACAAUCUGAAAUGGAGAGAAAGACUCACCGAACACAGACAGGGGCUCAGUGAGGUGAAGACGUGCACAGAGUUUCUGAGGAAGAAGAUCAUUGUUCCUUAUUUCCAUCCAGAAAACCUUCCAUUAUACCAAAGUCUGCUGCAUUCCUCAUUACCCAACGUUAGUAGACGGUCCACGGAUCUCCCAUUCAUCCAACAGUUAGACGGUACUGAGGCCGUCUCUAAAGACUCCCCACAGGAGAGCUCCCCACCACCUUUAAACGAAACUCCAUCUCAGUCAGAAAGUCAUGCAGCAAAAAGAGACACAAUGUCUGAAAUCCCUCCGACCAAGCCCACCCUGCAGUCUGCUGGUGAAAGCAGACAUAGAAGUUCAGUGAGGUGGUGCAAGUCGGUCCAGGUGGACGUGACCGGAAAGCCGAGACAGACUAAAGUCAGACUACCAACCUGCAUCCUCAGCUCUAAACCCUACAGCGUACCAAACCAACAUUUCCUGACGGUGGAGGAGCCGGUGAGGAUGAAGUGUCGAACAGUUUCCCUGACUGAUCCCAAAUCAGUGGUGAGGGGCUUUCAGCUUCUCCCGUCGUGUGUUGACUUUGGUACGAUGAAGGUGGGCACCUCCUCUACCAUCACUGUGAUCAUGAAGAACGUGGGUGUUGACACAUGCAGGUUCCAUGUGAAACAACCUCCUAUCAGCACUGGCCUCCGAGUCCUCUACAAUCCUGGUCCUGUGGCUGCAGGUUUGCACGUUGAGCUGCACGUCGAGCUGUUUGCCCUGUGUGAUACAGAGCCAAACAGGAUCAUCUCCCAGGACAUUAUCAUCAACACUGAACCAGACAUUCUCUACCUCCCUGUCACUGCUGUCAUCGUUCUUGAGAGAUUUCUUGAAGAGGGGCAAACCAGUGCACAGACAAAGAGAGGCUCCAAGGUCGUCCAGGCUCACAGUAUGUCAAAAAAUGAACCGACAUCCUUCUGACCAGUCCUCCAGUAUAACAGGAAUGGCACAUUUCUCCAGAACAAUCUUCGAUUAAAUUUCACACCACUUUAUCAGAUUCAACUCUGUUCUUUAUUGUUUUGACAAUAAAAUGUUUCUAAUAACUAA
Messenger RNA from Austrofundulus limnaeus, 5510 nucleotides. RefSeq names its product sperm associated antigen 17 (gene spag17). Lineage: Eukaryota; Metazoa; Chordata; Actinopteri; Cyprinodontiformes; Rivulidae. The record is from RefSeq and is a predicted model, not a curated record. Gene Ontology annotation, biological process: axonemal central apparatus assembly; epithelial cilium movement involved in extracellular fluid movement. Gene Ontology annotation, cellular component: axonemal central apparatus.